Messenger RNA from Gavia stellata (red-throated loon), 1911 nucleotides. RefSeq names its product leucine rich repeat and fibronectin type III domain containing 1 (gene LRFN1). The record is from RefSeq and is a predicted model, not a curated record. Gene Ontology annotation, molecular function: protein binding. NCBI's taxonomy places the organism in Eukaryota, Metazoa, Chordata, Aves, Gaviiformes, Gaviidae. Bases 1 to 1911 code for a protein of 636 amino acids. The transcript is spliced from 2 exons.
AUGGCGAAGCUGCUGGUGCCCCUGGUGAUGCUGGGGGCGGUGGCGGGGUCCCACCGCUGCCCCCCCCGCUGCCUCUGCCCGGCGGCCGCCCCCAACCCCACCCUCCUCUGCGCCCGCACCGGCCUCCUGGCCGUGCCCCCCACCCUGGACCGCGCCGCCGUGGAGCUGCGUCUCGCCGACAACUUCAUCGGCGCCGUGGGACGCGCGGACUUCGCCAACAUGAGCAGCCUGGUCCACCUCACCCUCUCCCGCAACGGGCUGCGCCGGUUGGCGCCCGGCGCCUUCGCUGACCUCCGCGCCCUCCGCGCCCUCCACCUGGACGGCAACCGGCUGCCGGCGCUGAGCGGGGCGCAGCUGCGGGGCUUGGCCAGCCUCCGCCACCUCAUCUUGGCCAACAACCAACUGGCCGCCAUCGAACCCGCCGCCUUCGCCGCCUUCGCCGCCACGGUGGAGGAUCUCGACCUCUCCCAUAACAAUUUGCCAGCCUUGCCGUGGGAGGCGGUGGCCGGCAUGGCCAGUUUGGCCACCCUCACCUUGGAUCACAACCUCUUGGAGCGGGUCCCCGCCGGGGCGGUGGCGCGGUUACCCCGCUUGGCACGGUUGGACCUCACCGCCAACCGCUUACGGGCGUUACCGCCGGUGCCGGGACCGCCGGGACCCAGUUUGGCGGCGGGGGGGAACCCUUUGCAUUGCAACUGUGAGCUGCUGUGGUUGCGCCGGUUGGCGCAGCCGGGCCGGUUGGAGAGCUGCGCCUCGCCGCCGCCGCUUGCCGGACGCCUGCUCUGGGCCGUGCCGGAGGAGGAGCUGGCGUGCCGGGCGCCGGCCAUCGCCGGAGCGGCCGCUGACCCCGCCGCCGUGUUAGAAGGUCAACCCUUACGGUUGGGUUGCGCUGCCGCCGGUGACCCACCGCCGGCGCUGCAUUGGUUGGGUCCUGAUGGGCGGUUGGUGCAGAACGGGUCACGCCGCGCCGUCCGUCCCGACGGCUCCUUGGAGCUGCGGGUGGCCACGCUCCGCGACCACGGCGCCUUCACCUGCGUCGCCUCCAACGCCGCUGGCGAGGCGGCCGCCCGGGUGCAGGUGGCCGUCCUGCCGCUGCCUGUCCCUCGUGGCGACGGGGACGAGGACGCCGAAGCCGGGCCUGGUCCUUCUGACAUGGCUCGUGCCGGCGGCAACGAGUCGCGGGUGGCGGGUGAGCGGCGCAUCGUGGCGGCCGAGCUGACGGCCUCCUCGGCGCGCAUCCGCUGGCUGCCCCAGCGCCACGUCCCCGGCAUCCGCAUGUUCCAGAUCCAGUACAACAGCUCCCUCGACGACUCCCUCGUCUACAGGCUGCUGCCGCCCUCCAGCCGGAGCUUCGUGCUGCGGGACCUGGCGGCGGGGCGCGAGUACGACCUCUGCGUCUCGGCGCUCUACGCCGAGGGGGCGACGGCGCUGCCCACCGCCCGCGCCCUCGGCUGCGUCCGCUUCGCCACGGCCGGGGGGGCCCCCGGCUGCGCCGCCCUCCCCCGACCCCAUUUUUUGGGGGGCACCGUCAUCAUCGUCAUCGGCGCCGCCAUCGCCGCCUCCGUCCUCGUCUUCAUCCUCAUCCUCACCGCCCGCUACAAGGCGGCGGCCGCCCGCCGCCCCCCCGCUGCCGUCGCCAGCGUCUGCUCCCAGACCAACGGCACCCACAGACCCCCCGAGCCGGAGCCGCCGCCGCCGCCGCCACCGCUGCUGCCCCCCACCCUCCCGCCCCCGGCACCCAUGGGUGCUGCCGCAGGGGGGGCGCGGGGGCUCUUCCCUAGCCACAGCUACCCGCGGCGCGCACGGACUCGGCGCCAUGGCUCGCUGCCGCGCCUCGACCUGCCCGACGCGGCCCCCACCCUGCGCCCCUCCUUCGGCAGCACCCACUGGAUGCUCGAGAGCACCGUCUAG